This is a messenger RNA of Cherax quadricarinatus, 5496 nucleotides long. Lineage: Eukaryota; Metazoa; Arthropoda; Malacostraca; Decapoda; Parastacidae. The record is from RefSeq and is a predicted model, not a curated record.
UUAGUCACGCUUGUCCCCUAUCUAGAGAGUGAAAGUCAUGGGAAAGAUAGAGAGCAGAGGACUUGGAAGUCCACACCGAGGCUAUCUGCUCAGAAGAAUAUUAUAUUUCUAUUUAGAUUAAGGACUGCCAUGUACUAUCUACGCGCAAGACUCAAGAACUCUUCAAAUCUGAACAUUUUUCAUCGUUUUCUUGCUACUAGAAGCCGCUACGGAUGGUCAACCUGCUCCAGCACUGCUUGAGGCUGUAUACACUAGCAAACCCUCAUUUGACAUUUGAAGUGUGACUAAAAUAGAAUCUUGUGUCUCAGUUCAAUUAAGUGACAACUUCACAAGAAAAUGUCAUAUUUCACAAGUCUAUUUUUCAAAUCUCAACAUGUUCGAUUAAGUCUGCAGUCCGGAAUAACAAUUGGACAGGUAGAUUCAAUGAGAUCUGUCUGUGCUGACCCUUGAACGGGUCAUUUAUAUCAUUAAGAUCCGUGUUGGGAGACACUUGUCCUGUCUCCUAACGAAUAUUAUCAAAAAAUUUUUCUUGAAAGGUCGUCGAUAUAUUAUAAACCGUGCCAGGACAUUGUCCUGGAGAAUAUUAUCAGGAAUUAGACCUGUGGAUACUUGUAUAAUACUCUCAGUACUCUUCCCUCAGUUUCGAUUGAAUGGAUUUUUGUAUGCUUAGACACUUCUGAAUAGAGACCUAUUUUUUUUUUAUAUAUGAGGUUGAAAAUGUACCAUCUCAUGAUGUGGUAUUUAUUUCUUUACUGGGUGGACCAGUAAGAUACAGAAAGACCUCGGUCAAAUGACCAAAAACUUCGUUGAGUGGGUCAUGUGUGACAGAAGACCUGAAUCAGGAUAAAUUUUCUUCUUUGGAGAAAUCAAAUACCUCUGUAAUCUAUGCAGGUCUCCAAAUCAUCGACCUGGACUAAAGAUUUUAAGUGGUUAAGUCGCCUCGCUUGUUUGAAACACACUCUUGUAGUUGCUUCAUGAGGAUGCAACACACUCUUGUAGUUGCUUCAUGAGGAUGCAACACACUCUUGUAGUUGCUUCAUGAGGAUGCAACACACUCUUGUAGUUGCUUCAUGAGGAUGCAACACACUUGUAGUUGCUUCAUGAAAAUGCAACACAUUGUUGCAGUCGCCUCAUGAAGAUACUAUACAGCUGUAGUUGCUUCACGAAGAUACAACACACUUAUAGUUGCUUCAUUAAGAUGCACCACUAUCGUAGUUGCUCCAUGGAGAUGCACCACACUAUCGUAGUUGCGUCAAGGAAGAUGCACCAUAAUUCAUUUACUCCCUGAAGACGCCAUUAUGUGACGUAAUAACUCAAUACUACUUUACUGUAGCAUAGAGAGCCGUAUCUUCCAUUUCCCAAAUGAUCUACGACCCCCUGCGGAUUUAGCGUUCCCCGACGAAUCUAACCAUCAACACUAAUUACUGAUGAUGGACAAAUUACGAAUAAUCUUGGAUAAAAAGAACAUUAUGAACAGAGACUUGAACAAUCGUACACAGUUAAUCGGAUCAUGAUCCAACACCACAUAUAUAAUCAUUAAUUUCACUAUAAUCUUAAAAAGAGAUUAUAUUUCACCAGGCCCGGUGGCCUGGUGGCUAAAGCUCCCGCUUCACACACAGAGGGCCCGGGUUCGAUUCCCGGCGGGUGGAAACAUUUCGACACGUUUCCUUACACCUGUUGUCCUGUUCACCUAGCAGCAAAUAGGUACCUGGGUGUUAGUCGACUGGAGUGGGUCGCAUCCUGGGGGACAAGAUUAAGGACCCCAAUGGAAGUAAGUUAGACAGUCCUCGAUGACGCACUGACUUUCUUGGGUUAUCCUGGGUGGCUAACCCUCCGGGGUUAAAAAUCCGAACGAAAUCUUAUCUUAUCUAACUCUGCACAGCUACAAGGAACACGAAAUGAAUGAAGAUAAUUGAAAUUUAAAGCACUAUUGGUAAUCAAGAAAUAUUUAUAAUAAUUACAGCUGUACUAUUGAUUAAAAAAAAAAAUCUAAGAUUACUGCAAGUGUAUCUCAGUAAACAAAAGUAAGACAAUAAUUUACUUGUUAAUUAUUUCAUCAGAUGUCAAUAAUUAAGAUAUUAAACCAGUUCUAAACUGUAGGCAGAAAAUAAUGUUCCAUUAUUCCCAACACUGUCUUGUGAAACAUUGUGACAAAAACUUUAUUAAUAGAGAAAAGAAGUUUGCCAAAACGUUGUAAUACGAACGAUAUGAGAAGCUAAAUGAAUAGGCGGCCAAUAUUACCUGAAUAAAAACAUAUAUUAACAUCAUUGAACUAAGUGAAUAAUGCAUGAAAAAUGGAAAAUUACAUUCUAAGGUAUUAUCGUACUGUGGGAAAAGUUAAGACGUGAUAGAGUGGGGAAAAAAAUUCUGGAGGAAUCCUGUUAGUGGGAUAAAACUGUAAUCUGACAAGGAGACAAAAGUCAGGGUAAUUCUGAGAAUUAUUAGUGUCUACUCCACACCAGGUCAACUGUUGAAAGAAAACCAAGAGACGGGAGCCGAGGCAGGAUGCUCAUCUCGCCAAAGGUUGGUGAUCUCUGUGGGCUCAGCAACUGGCUUGUCUCCCUCGCCUUCUUCCUGCUGGUACAUCUUGAGCAGACUGUGAGGUGUGAGCAGAGAACUACGGUGUCAGCAACUUGGCUUCAACACACUCUCCAGUUACAGCCCCUUGCGCGUCCAAGAUUUCCUCCAGUAAGGCAGGAAAAUAUGGAAAUUGGGAAGUAUAAAGCCAGAAAGCCAGUGAUGUAUAAACCUCCGACAGAUAUGAAGUCUGAGCUUCGGAGACCUUUGAAUGGUCGAGAAUCAGAACCCAGAAGUUACAGAAGACCUGUGAUAUAUGGAGCUCCGAGACAUGAAAGUCAUAGUACUCAAAUACCAGUGAAGUACUUGCCACGGAAACCUGUAGUGUACAACGCCUCGUGGUUCCCUGGAAAGACCAUCACAGAGAGAACCACACUUUAUUUCCCUACAGAAAGAACAUCUACCAGAAAUUCUUCAAUGGAGAACGAAUAUCUUCCCAUGAAUUUUGGGUUCUUGAAAGAGCUUCCCGCUAGAGGAUCUGCGGGAGGUUUCCGAGAACAGACAGGAAAUCAAGGAACCUUGGUGAGGGAUCAUGCUGGGCGGAAAGUUUCCCCAGAUGACUGGAAGUUCUCCGGAAGUCUUCGUGGUGGUGAUUCCAGACGACUGAGGCGAAGCAGACAUUUAGCUGGAAGAAGCGAGGAGACACAGCAGUCACCACAUAAUAAACAAUGGAACAAGAUUGAUAUAACGUCACCAUCUCCUUUUACAGAUAAAAAUGAGGGCAGGCGAAAGUUUUUAUACACGAGAAGGAAGAAAUUAACUUUGAAAAUUAAAGAAAAACUCAAACUAAUACAUAGUGAGAGGGGAUUUGUGAUAGAUUAUACGAAAAGAAAGAAAAAAGUCAGAGAAAAGUGUGAGUCUGAGACAAAUGCGACACGUAAAAACAUAAUGAUUAUAAGUGGCCCUCAUAGUAAAAAGUUCUCGAGCCAUGAGAGUGAAAACAUUACAAGUGAUUUGCCCAAUAACUUUGAUAAUAAUGGGAGAAAAGAAGACGAUAUUAAGAACAGUAGCUGGAAUCAAGACUCAGUGGCUCUGGGACAGCAUACCCACCUUACACCAGCUGCUAGUGCCAUAGUAGCAAGAAAUAAAUUUGUGAGCACGAGAUUAAAUCUAUUAGCGAGGUCUUCAAACUUCCCUGACGACGCACGAGGGUUCCAGGAAAUGAUUGAACAUGAGCUGCCACUUCGAGUGGUCCCAAAGUGGCAUGCACGUAUGAAAAGAAGCUGGAAGAUAAAAAGCUCUACACCGACCCGGGAUCUUUACAAGGAGAACGAGGGUGGUUCACUCAGUCGCAACGGCGGUCGUUACCUGCAGUACUUCUCUCCAGUUGAAACAUAUCUGGAUACGACACACACAUCGGCCCACACAGAGAAGAAAGACAAUACUCACGUGGGAGUAGUUUUACACAAAAUACUACAGAUUUCUCAUAUAUGGCAAAGGGGAUUACAGAGACUCCAAAGUUCCUCAUACCCUUUACCCUGCGAGGUGAAAGUCAAGGAGGAUCUUAACCCAGAGCCCGAUAUUCUAUAUCGACCAGUGAGAAGACGGCUUCUGGCCAGGGACGUUUCCAAGUGCCUGCUGUAUCAGCCAACGAGAAGACAGCUGUCUUGGGACAGUACCAAGCAUCUUCAGUAUCGCCUAACGAGAAGACUACUCAGUCUGUUGUAUCGACCAGUGAGAAGUUAUCUUGUGGCCUUGGACAGUUUCAGGCUACCAAUGAAAAGUCAAUUCUUAUUCUUGAACAGCUCUAAGCAGCCAAUGAGAAGACAGCUCUUGACUUUCUAUAGUUCCAAACGAUCAAUGAGAAGGAAACUCUUAUCGUGGGACAGUUCCACUCAGUUUGUGCCCCGUUCCCUGGGACGGGGUCAAAGGAAGAUAAAACUACAUGACAGUGAAGUAGACGGAUCUCUUGCGGUGAAUGAAAACACUAACGGAAAACCUGUGCUCAGAAGCAUAGUGGAGCAAGCUAAGAUGAGACUAAGUAAAACAAAAACAUGCAAUAUAUCUAUAGGUCUUAAGAAAAGUUUACAAGCGAGUACUAAAUGUAAAAUAGAAAAUCCUGACAGUAUAAGUGCAAGAAAAAAUUUCGAACUAUCAGAUGACAAGAGUGAUACAACCAACACAUAUACUAAUAGAGCUUCUUGCAAUCUGUCGACGAUUCUAUGCUGGACAAGAGAGAGUAAUAAUAUCUAUUCAGAAGAGAUUGUAAGAAUUAAAACCCUAAUUUUCAAUACUGAAAAGGAGUCAGAUUCCCUUACUCAGGAAAGUGAAAACUACAUUUAUUCAGCACCAGUUCAUUCCCUAUGUUUUAAUAGGCUGCACCUUACAAAGAAUGAUAGGCUAUGUUUAAUAUUAACUCUCCGGGUGCCAGGUAGCCAGAGAGUAAUCAAAAUGUCCUUGAUGAGGUUUGAUAAGUGUGUCAGAUGCACGUUCACUUCGGAAUGUCAAGCAUUGGGAACUGUGUUCAAUGGUGGCAGUAGUCGAGGCGAUGGUGGUGGUGGUGGUAACUGUUGGUACUGCAUUCAGGUUCAGCCUCCAUCUGGAAACACGAGCUGGUACACUAACUCAAGACAAAAACAAACUUUUCCUGGCAAACGUCACUUAAGAUGUCACAUUUGGCUCGGUAUCAGACCAUCGGGUUUAGUGACCAGAUACACUCGCAUCAUUACCCACCCAGGGGCGACUCCGCGGCCACUGACCACUGUUAUGGGUCGUUUACCUCAUCAUUUGAUGCUGCUUUGUACAGUAAAAAUUGACAACACCAAGGUCAAUGACCUGCCACGGACACGGACGAUGCUAAUCAAAUUCUCAGUGCCACUAAUGGCGCAGGUCCAGCUGUCAGAUCUUCGAAGAGCGAAGAUCCAGUUUCUCAGGAUUAAGAACGGCACAGAUCCAGUUCUCGGGACCACGAACCUCUGA